Messenger RNA from Lucilia cuprina (Australian sheep blowfly), 999 nucleotides. RefSeq names its product ADP-ribosylation factor-like protein 6-interacting protein 4. The transcript has a single exon. The record is from RefSeq and is a predicted model, not a curated record. The coding region runs from base 124 to 570 and encodes 148 amino acids. Lineage: Eukaryota; Metazoa; Arthropoda; Insecta; Diptera; Calliphoridae.
UUCCGAAAAUUAUUACAACACUUUUUCUUAAUAAUUAAAGCAAAUAAAUAAAUAAAUAAAUAAAUAAAUAAAUAAAUAGUAAAUAAAUUAUAAAAGUUGUUAUAAAUAAAAGUUUUUUCCAAAAUGGGAAAAUCAAGUAAACACGAAAAUAAAUCGAAGAAAAAACACAAGCACAAAGAACGCAAAGAGAAAAAGAAGAAAUCGAAAAAGUUAAAAAAACACUCAAAGGAAAGGAAGGAUAAAGAUAAGAAAGCGGACGAACAACACGAAUUCAGCUCCGUUACAACAGAAACCCGAGCGGUAAAAGAUAGUGAUGAUGAUUUUGCUAUACCCGUAGAGCUAAUGAACAGUAAAUCACAUGCUCCGGAGACACCAGAAGAAUAUCAAAAACGUCAAAAUCGCAUACGUCGAGAAAUAGAUCCAGUAACGGGUCGUUCCAGACUAAUUAAAGGCGACGGUGAAGUUUUAGAGGAAAUUGUCAGUAAAGAACGCCAUAAAACUAUUAAUAAGGAAGCCACCAAGGGAGAUGGAGAAUUUUUUCAAGAAAAUACAUUGGCCAAAUUAUAUUGAUAGUUGAUUGGCGGGGGUCUGCAUGAAAAUAUCAAUAUAUUUAAUGCAUAAUGGGCUAAUGAACGUAGUUGUCAUUUUGUUAACAACAAAUCAUAAUAUGGAUGGCAAUUUGUAAUUUUACACAAAUUGCUCUUUAACAUUAGCUAUAUUUCUGUUUCUUCAAAUGUGAAAACUAUUUCAAAUGAAAUACAGUUGCAGUUUUGGAUUUUUUGUAAUGAAAAAAUUUUAAUUUCGAAUUAUUAUUUUUAUAUUUUAACUAAAUAAUAUGUAUGUAAGUGUAUGUACAUAGCGAAUAUAAGGAAUGCUUUCUUAAUAUUUUAAUAAUUUAAGCCUAAACGAAAUAAGUAAUUAAAAUAAAAUCCAUAUGAACUUUGAAUAUAUUUAAAUAAUAAAAGUUAUAUAAAACCUAACGAAUGGUUAAUAAAACAA